This is a messenger RNA of Solanum dulcamara, 1764 nucleotides long. Its product is annotated as ethylene-responsive transcription factor RAP2-12-like. Gene Ontology annotation, biological process: regulation of DNA-templated transcription; ethylene-activated signaling pathway. The record is from RefSeq and is a predicted model, not a curated record. Gene Ontology annotation, molecular function: DNA-binding transcription factor activity; DNA binding. Bases 111 to 1247 code for a protein of 378 amino acids. NCBI's taxonomy places the organism in Eukaryota, Viridiplantae, Streptophyta, Magnoliopsida, Solanales, Solanaceae. The transcript has 2 exons.
CUUUGGAAAGGAAGCCAAAUAGCUUUACAAUUUAUACAUUUCCCGUCAAAACCAAGAAAACCUGAUCUGUGCAAAAAACUUUUUUUCUUGUGCUGUGAGAAACAUAAAUAAUGUGUGGUGGUGCUAUAAUCUCCGAUUACAUAGACCCUAGCCGGACUUCUCGCCGGCUCACCGCCGACUUGCUGUGGGGUCGCUUCAAUAUGAGUAAGAAGCAAAAAAAUCCUAACAAUUAUCACUCCAAGCACUUGCGAUCUGAAGUAGUUGACGACUUUGAAGCCGAUUAUCAGGACUUCAAAGAAUUAUCCGAUGAUGAGGAUAUCAAGCCAUUUGCCUUCUCGGCUUCUAAUCAGUCUACUGGUUCCAUAUCUUUGAAAACUGUUGAUUCAGACAAGGAUGCUGCUGAUAAAUCCUCUAAGAGAAAGAGGAAGAAUCAGUAUAGGGGGAUCAGACAGAGACCUUGGGGUAAGUGGGCAGCUGAAAUACGUGACCCAAGGAAAGGGGUUCGGGUCUGGCUGGGAACCUUCAACACUGCAGAAGAAGCUGCCAGAGCUUAUGAUAUUGAGGCUAGGAGGAUCAGAGGCAAGAAAGCUAAGGUGAACUUUCCUAAUGAAGCUCCAGCACCUGCGUCAAGACACACUGUUGAGGUGAAUCCUCAGAAGGUCCUUCCUAAGGAGAGCCUGGAUUCAGUUCAGUCUGACUCAGCAAUCAUGAACAAUGUGGAGGGUGGCUAUUGUGAUUCUUUGGGAUUUUUUGAAGAGAAACCCAUGACAAAGCAGUAUGGAUAUGAGAAUGGGAGCAGGGCUUCUGCAGAUACGGGAUUUGGAUCAUUCGUCCCUUCAGCUGGUGGCGAUAUCUACUUCAACUCUGAUGUAGGAAGCAACUCUUUUGAGUGCUCUGAUUUUAGUUGGGGAGAGCCAUGCUCCAGGACUCCGGAGAUAUCAUCUGUUCUGUCAGCUGCUGUUGAAAGUAAUGAAGCUCAAUUUGUUGAAGACGCCAAUCCCCAGAAAAAGCUGAAAUCAUGCACAAGCAAUCCCGUAACUGAUGAUGUUAACACUGUGGACAUGCUAUCUGGAGAGCUUUCAGCUUUUGAACCACAGAUGAAUUUCUUUCAACUCCCAUACAUGGAGGGAAAUUGGGAUGCAUCAGUUGAUACUUUCCUCAACACAAGUGAGGCUCAAAAUGAAGUAAAUGCAAUGGACCUUUGGUCCUUUGAUGAUGUUCCUUCUUUAAUGGGAGGCGUCUUUUAACUCAACAUGCUUUCCUUGCCUAGUUAUUGUAAAUAAAGGCUUCAUGUGAGUGAUUGUUUUGUUGUAUGAUGUACUUGGUGCAGAUAUUUGAUAUGUUAAUUUGAUCUUUGUUAACAUGUUCUUUUAGGUGUGUCUGGUGGUGGAAGAAGGAUGAUCCACAGACAAACAUGAUUAAGCCAUGGAUUGUGCGCUCAAUCGGUAUUUGGUGUUAGAACAGUGCAUAGCUAAUUAGGUUUAAUUUGCACUAGAGAUGCUAAAUUUCAAGUUUUUAUUUUUUUAAUAACAAUUGGGCUGUAUGGAUGAUGACAGUUGUUGAUGAGACCUCGAUGCUUAAUAUACUGAGUGCAUUGGAGAAUUAGCGUUGUCAUUUUCUAUGGCCUCGUUUUCCGUCUAAAGGGUGUAGAUAUUGUUCUUGUUAAGAUUAAUCGAGUUUUUAUUUUUUGUAAAAAUAUGUUGUGCAUUUUGUGAAAAAAUGGAUCUUGUACAAGUUAAUAAGAUGAGUUUGAUUUGUAAGUUA